AGAGCUGUGUGGAAGGUAGAGUGGCACCUGCCUGGUCUCACCUGAGCACCUGAGUACCUGAACUCUCUUUCUCUCUUUUCUUUUCUUUCAUUUUUCUUUUUUAUGUGUUUUUUCAGUUUUUACAGGAUUAUUGUGGAAUACCUGUUGGACCUGGAAUGCUGUGCUCCAGUUUGGUUUUUUUCAGUGUGAGGAGGAGAUAAUAAUGGCGACUGCAGGCUGAGGGUCCGCGGGGCUGACCGGGGCAGAUGUCCCCCCGCGGGAGGGUGUGUUUUUGGUGCGUAUCGUGUGUGUGUUCUCACAGCGCCCCCCGCUGAUCCGCAGCUAUGGGUCUGUGUCCCGCCGCGUCCAGGUUCACCAGAAAGGCCAAGUAUCUGCUGCUGCUGGCGCUGUGCCUGUGUGUGCUGGCCUGGAUCUCCACGCUGUCUGACGGAGUGCUGAAGGAGGCGGAGCUAGUGCCCACGCCGCCGCUGCCAGCCAAUGACGGAGGCAGGAAGGACGCGGUGCUGGAAGCGCUGAAAGAGCUGGACAGCACCGAAACCGAGCCGGAGCAGACCAACACCGAGGAAGAGGAGGAGCAGGAAGAGAAAGAAAAGGAGGAAAAGGUCAUAGAGGAGGUUCAGCCCCCUAAAGCCAGCUGUCCAGAGAAAUCUCCACUCCUCAGUGGAGCGGUGAAGCUGUUGUUCGAGAGCUCGCUGACGCUGGCUCAGGUUCAGGAACAGAACGGGGAGGUUAUAAAGGGUCAGUACGAACCCGCCGACUGCACGGCCAGACAGAGCGUGGCCAUCCUCAUCCCCCACCGUAACCGCGAGAAACACCUGCUGUACCUGCUAUACCACCUCCACCCCUUCCUGCAGCGCCAGCAGCUCCACUACGCCAUCUACGUCAUCCACCAGGCUGGAGAAGCAAAGUUUAACAGGGCUAAGCUGCUGAACGUUGGAUAUCUGGAGGCUCUGAAGGACUUUAACUGGGACUGCUUCAUCUUCCACGACGUGGAUCUGGUUCCUGAAAACGAUCAGAACCUCUACAGGUGUGAAGAUCAGCCCAAACACCUGGUGGUGGGCAGGAACUCCACCGGCUACAGGCUCAGAUAUAAAGGGUAUUUUGGGGGCGUGACGGCCAUGAGCAGAGAGCAGUUCUUCAAAGUCAACGGCUUCCCCAAUUCAUACUGGGGCUGGGGGGGCGAGGACGACGACCUGCGGAUACGGGUGCAGCUCCAGGGGAUGAAGAUUAUUCGGCCGCCGGCGAAGAUCGGCCGCUACACCAUGGUGUUCCACAAGAGAGACAGCGGCAACGAGGUCAACAAAGACAGGAUGCGUCUGCUGGGCCGGACGACGAAGAUGUGGAAGAAGGACGGUCUGAACUCCUGUACUUAUCAGACUCUGACGGUGGAGAGACCCCUGCUCUACAUCAACGUCACAGUGGAUAUAGGAAAACCCCAUUCAGCCCACUAAGCUCCGCCCACUAAACUCCGCCCCCGGACUGGAACUGAACCAGAACCAGAACAAGAACAUGAACUUUCCAGCAGAACUUCUGCUGCUCAGCACCGGUUCUACUGAAGGAGUGCCUAAAAACAUUAAAACCCAUCGCCUGAAGAGUUCCUGUGCCACUGAUGUAGAAAUAAAUACAAAUAAAGUUAAAAUAAUCCCAUCAGAAGGACGAGUCCACACAAAAAAUCUCAUUCUCUGCAUAAUUCACAGCUUAAAGAGCCACUAAACCCUAAAUUAUUUAUCAUUAAAAGCUGAAAUCUGUUCUUUUAAAGUAAUAAAACAUACCAGUCCUGAUUAAAAUCUGUAUAAACAUUU
Molecule: messenger RNA, 1802 nt
Organism: Astyanax mexicanus (Mexican tetra)
Lineage: Eukaryota; Metazoa; Chordata; Actinopteri; Characiformes; Acestrorhamphidae
Gene: b4galt4
Product: UDP-Gal:betaGlcNAc beta 1,4- galactosyltransferase, polypeptide 4
Exons: 7
Coding region: 324-1451 (375 amino acids)
Biological process (GO): carbohydrate metabolic process
Molecular function (GO): glycosyltransferase activity
Source: RefSeq, a predicted model, not a curated record